Pistacia vera is the source of this 930-nucleotide messenger RNA. RefSeq names its product F-box/kelch-repeat protein At3g23880-like. The record is from RefSeq and is a predicted model, not a curated record. Lineage: Eukaryota; Viridiplantae; Streptophyta; Magnoliopsida; Sapindales; Anacardiaceae. Bases 1 to 930 code for a protein of 309 amino acids. The transcript has 2 exons. Gene Ontology annotation, molecular function: protein binding.
AUGUUAGAACUCUAUGAAGAAUUAAUAGUAGAUAUACUUUUGAGGCUACCGGUAAAGUCUCUUCUUCGUUUUAGAUGUGUGUCAAAGUUUUGGCGUGAUUUGAUCGAUAGCAAGUAUUUCAUUAAUAUGCAUCGUCAACAAUCCAUCAAUUCCAACACCAAUUUUCAUCUAAUGUUUCAAAUUAGUUCCAAUAAACUCUGCUCGUGUUCAAAAUAUUUUGAUAAUGUUGGGCUCAAGAGUAGACAUCCCAAUGAGCUGUCAAACGAUUGGCUCACGUGGUACAAGAAGUUACCUCAGGCACCUAAACUUGAAUUUGAUCUUUUAAAGAAUUUGAAGGCUCUCCACGGAUUUGGAUAUGAUCAUGUACAUGAUGACUAUAAGGUACUGAGAAUAUUUCAGAUUUUUUACCCAGAUGAUGUUAAUCGCAAAAAUUCUAUUAUUCGCAAUCAAAUUUGUGUUUAUAGUCUUCAAUUGAAUUCAUGGAGACAUAUUGAAGAUUAUCCUUAUGGUGAUCGUAAUUAUGAGUUUACAGAUAAUUAUAGUCAAGGGUGCUUUGUAAAUGGUGCAUCACAUUGGUUAGCGUAUCCUUUGAUACUAAAUGAAUAUGGAUUUUGGGUUCAAGGAUUAGAGUGGUCAAUUGUUGCUUUUAAUUUUGAAGCUGAAAAAUUUACUACAAUUCCACAUCCAAAUGCUAAUAGGAAUGGGAAGAGUUUUCAAAUUGAAAAUCUGGGAGGAUUCCUACGUAUUUUUGAGGAGGUUUGUGAGACUUGUUAUGUAUGGGUUAUGAAACAAUAUGGAGUUGGGGAGUCUUGGAUUAAAUUGUUUUUGUUUGAUUUGCAUUCGUUUAAAUUGGAAUAUCCCAUUGUUGAUCUUGAUAGAUAUGUAAACCUGUUGCAUAUUAUUCCAAGAACGGAGAAAAACUUACAAUGA